Lactuca virosa is the source of this 2342-nucleotide messenger RNA. The record is from the annotation of a GenBank genome assembly. NCBI's taxonomy places the organism in Eukaryota, Viridiplantae, Streptophyta, Magnoliopsida, Asterales, Asteraceae.
UCCUCUUUCCACCUUUUGCUUUUCUCUCUUCUUCUCCCUCCAUCUCUCCCACCAUUUCUUAUUUCUUUGUUUCCCAUUUUGCUUUAUUUUUCCCUCGCAGUUUAAUAGCUGGAUCUCUGACCCAAUUGUCUGCUUGAUCAUCAACACCAUCACUUUCUUUCCCCCUUUGUUUUCUUCUUUUCAAUUAAACCCUAUCUAGCUACUCUUCACCACUUCCCUUAUAGCAAACCCCAAUUUCACCUAAAGAAGAUCCAAGAAAACAAGAGAAAAGAAAGAUGACUCCGGCGGCGGCUGCGGCGGCGACACCUACUAAUUACACGGCCGGACAGUUUGGUGAUACGACUUACACAAAAGUGUUUGUUGGUGGGUUGGCUUGGGAAACCCAGAAAGAUACCAUGAAAACGUACUUUGAGCAGUUUGGUGAGAUCUUGGAAGCUGUUGUCAUCACUGAUAAGACCACUGGCAGAUCUAAAGGCUAUGGCUUUGUGACUUUCCGGGAAGCCGAUGCGGCGAUGAGGGCUUGUGUUGAUGCAGCUCCGGUGAUUGACGGCAGGAGGGCCAACUGCAAUCUUGCUUCUUUGGGUGUUCAAAGAUCGAAACCCUCAACCCCUAACAAACUCGGUGGAGGAAGGACCAUUAGGGUCAUGGGUGGUUAUGGAGGAGGGUAUCAUCAUCAUAAUCAUAACCAUCAUCAAGCUGGUGGUGCAGCUGGAAUGGGGACGACAGCCUUCCCUUCUGCUACAGCCUUCCCUCAUUAUGCCAUCCACCAAGGCAUACCUUUCCCUGCUACUAAUCUUUAUGGAUACUCUCCAUAUUCUCCAGAUUACACAUAUCCAACGAGUUACUAUAAUGUUUAUGGAGGCACAAAUGGUCAGUAUCCAUAUUAUGGAGCAAAUGCCGGUGGUGGUAUGAUAACAGCUGCCGGAGCUGCCGCCGCAGCCGCCGCCUUCUACCCCUACCUGAACAUGGCGGAAGGUGGUCAUGGAAACUACGCAACUGGUCAAAGCUAUGGUGUGUACCCUCAUCAUCUUUAUCAGUAUUCUGCCGUGAAUUCUUCAGGAGGAUACCCACAACAGUAUGGCACUCCGAUCUCCCUAGCAGCUACUCCACCAUUGCAACCUGCAGUUUGUUUUGCUGUACCACAGGCGUAAACAUGGUUCUACAAUCGCCUGCUGCUCAUCAUUAAGAGAUUCAAGAACUACGUUGAUGAAACCGAGCCUGCAUGCAUGCAUAGUUCUCUUUCCAUUCUCAGAAUCUUUUCCAUUCUGAAAAAAAAAACCCCACCCGACCUUUGGCCCAACCAUGGUUAUCUCUUUCUUUGUCUCUCUUUCAUGGAAGCCUUGUAAGUCAAGGUUAUCCAAGGUAUGGAAACAAGCCCCCCAUAGGGGUUAUCCAUCCAAAUUUGGAGGACAUUUUUCUAUCUUCUCUUUAAAGGGCAGGGUCCCCUACAAGAGAAGGACACCCCAAAAAGCAUAUGCAUGUGCAUCUCACCAACUUAUGGCUACGGAAAAAAGUUCAUAAGUUGGGGAAAUUUUUAUAUAAAUUCUUGGCCUAUGGGAAAAGGUCAAAAAAAAAAAAAAAAAAAACUAAGACAUCAUAAAAUCAACUCAUUUCUCUUGAAUUAAGAGAGUUUGUAAAUGCUUCAAGUUUCAAAUUUUGAUGAAUGAUGUCUAUUUUUAUAUAUAAAUAUAUACAUUAGUUUAAUUAAUCAUGAGGCAUUGGAACGUGCCUUAAGUUUUUGUUUUUCUUAACUUGAACCCUAGUCUUAGAUUUUUAAAAACUUGGCUAGCAUGUUUUUGUUAAAACUAUUUCUAAAAAAAUUUCUUUCUCGGAAAACAACGGAUCAUCCCUUCUUAUGGUAAGAAGGGGUGAUCAUGUUUCUUUUUUAAAAUUUCUUUGUAAAUUCACUUUGGCUAAACAAUGGGAUUGUUUAGCCAUGUUACUAAAUAACAUUAAGGUGUAGUUGUAGUGCAUUUAGGGUUUUUACCGACUUUUUUAGGUAGGUAUCAUGGGCUUCGUUAAUGGAAAUGGAGUUCAAAUGCAUUUGGAAAGUAAGCCUUGAGAGAUAUUUUCAAUCUCUUGGUUUACGAUCUCUAACACAUCAACCAUGGUUAGGACUCAGGUCAACUUUUCCCUUUCCUUCCCUUCCCAUCUCCCCCCUCUCCUAUGUGGCUCUCAAGUCUCAAGUAAUUUACUUUGAGAUGAAACUUAGUACUCUUUUAUAAUAUGUAAUCAUGAUCGAAGGUUUGAACAUGGGAUUGUAACUAGGAAUUAAUUAAUGUUGCUUAAUUACAACACUCAUUCUUAAUCAAUGGUGAUUGAGAUGAGCCUCUACUUAACCA